Molecule: messenger RNA, 1359 nt
Organism: Nycticebus coucang (slow loris)
Lineage: Eukaryota; Metazoa; Chordata; Mammalia; Primates; Lorisidae
Product: partitioning defective 6 homolog beta-like
Exons: 2
Coding region: 1-1359 (452 amino acids)
Biological process (GO): centrosome cycle; establishment or maintenance of cell polarity; regulation of cellular localization
Cellular component (GO): nucleus; cell cortex; apical plasma membrane
Molecular function (GO): protein kinase C binding
Source: RefSeq, a predicted model, not a curated record
AUGGUAGACAAAGGGCAUGAUGAACAAGGGAGACUGGACCACAGGAAAGGGGAGAGAAGACAUCCGCUUCAAUCCCUCCACUCUCUGGGGGAGAAAAUUCAGGAGGAGGAGCGAGCCACUUUGUGUGCCUGCGAGGAGGCGCCGGGGCCGCAGCCGCGAUCCGCGCCCGCUGGCGGAGCACUAGCUCCUCGCGCUCCUGAGGGACUGCCCGGCCCAUGGGGGCCGCCGCGGGGCCCGGCGCUCAGCAUGAACAGCAGGCACCGGGCCGGGAGCGGCUGCCUGGGCACCGUGCAGGUGAAGAGCAAGUUUGGAGCUGAAUUUCGUCGAUUUUCACUGGAGAGAUCAAAACCUGGGAAAUUUGAGGAAUUUUAUGGAUUACUGCAAUAUGUUCAUAAGAUACCCAAUGUUGAUGUUUUAGUAGGCCACGCAGACAUCCAUGGAGACUUACUGCCUAUAAAUAAUGAUGAUAGUUACCACAAAGCUGUGUCAACAGCCAACCCACUGCUUAGGAUCUUUAUACAAAAGAAGGAAGAAGGGGACUAUAGUGCCUUUGGUACAGACACACAAACAAAGAAGAAGAACGUUAUAACCAAUGUGUUGCGUCCUGACAACCACAGAAAGAAGCCACACAUAGUCAUUAGUAUGCCCCAAGACUUUAGACCUGUGUCUUCUAUCAUAGAUGUGGAUAUUCUCCCAGAAACACAUCGCAGGGUUCGUCUUUACAAAUACGGCACGGAGAAACCCCUGGGAUUCUACAUCCGGGAUGGCUCCAGUGUCAGGGUAACACCACAUGGCUUAGAGAAGGUCCCAGGGAUCUUUAUAUCCAGGCUUGUCCCAGGAGGUCUGGCUCAAAGCACAGGACUAUUGGCUGUUAAUGAUGAAGUUUUAGAAGUUAAUGGCAUAGAAGUUUCAGGGAAGAGUCUUGAUCAAGUAAUCGACAUGAUGAUUGCAAACAGCCACAACCUCAUCAUAACAUUGAGACCAGCAAACCAGAGGAAUAAUGUUGUCAGGAACAGUCGGACUUUAGGCAGCUCUGGCCAGUCUAUGGAUAAUAGCCUUCUUGGCUAUCCACAGAAGAUGGAACCAAGUUUUGAGCCAGAGAAUGAAGACAGUGAUGAAGAUGACAUUAUUAUUGAGGACAGUGGUGUGCCACAACAGAUUCCAAAAGCUGUUCCCAAUACCGAGAGCCUGGAAUCAUUAACGCAAAUAGAGCUCAGUUUUGAGUCUGGACAGAAUGGUUUUAUUCCCUCUAAUGAAGUGAGCUUAGCACCUGUAGCAAGUGGCACAAACACAGAAUUUGAACCAUAUGCUCCAGAUCAGAAACUCUUCGAAGAAGAUGGGACAAUCAUAACAUUGUGA